ACGAAUGGUAUCUAGGUACUUAUCUGCAAGGAAUGAUGGUAAUGGACUUCGGCUGGUUGGUCGGUUGUAAGCCUUAAGCUUCUAGCCUGGCUCUCAAGACCGAUGCUCGGAAUGUCUCAAUGUAAAAAAAUAAGUGGAAGUGGUAAGUUACUGCUAAGAAACUGACAAUUUAUUUGUCCACAAGACGUUAUUGCCUCUCGUCACUAUCUCAGAGAUCUUUACCCUCGACAUUGAUUUUAUAUCCCCCCCAUUUGUGUCGACGAUGGGGUCCACUGUGAAACCUCGCUGGGCCGCUCUUGCUCGAGACACCAACGAGACCAAAAUACAGCUAUCACUGAACCUGGAUGGAGGUGGAUUCCCACCUGAUACCGACGCUCGGCUGAAGGCUGCAACAGAGGAGGGCCAUGCUAGCCAGGCCAGCAAGUCGCAAACCAUCAGUAUCAACACAGGUAUCGGCUUCCUAGACCACAUGUUGCACGCUCUAGCAAAGCACGCCGGCUGGAGCUUGGUGCUGGCGUGCAAGGGCGACUUACAUAGUAUGUUCACUUUGUCAUUUUCACUUUAGACGACCAGCUCUCCAUGUACCUCGCUGCACAGUAAUCUGCCAUGGGGGCGGGCCUUGGAGCCAGAAGAGCGCAUGGAGUGAAUAGAAGCGAACUCUCAUAGUUGAUUUAGGACAAGCAUGCAACUACUAAUCAACUCCGCAGUUGACGACCAUCACACAGCCGAAGACGUUUGUCUAGCACUGGGAUAUGCAUUCGCAACGGCGCUGGGCUCAGCCACAGGCCUCGCACGCUUUGGGUACGCCUAUGCGCCCCUGGACGAGGCUCUUUCGCGCGCAGUAGUCGACCUGUCGAACCGACCCUUCUGCGUGACGGACCUCGGUCUUAAGCGCGAGAAGAUUGGGGACCUCAGUACAGAGAUGCUGCCACAUUGCUUUCAGAGUUUCGCGCAGGCUGCGCGAAUCACGUUGCACGUGGACUGUCUCCGUGGUGAAAACGAUCACCACCGGGCCGAGAGUGCCUUCAAGGCCUUCGCCGUUGCCGUCCGCAACGCGACAACACGUAUUCCUGGUAAGGAAGGAGAGGUGCCAAGCACAAAGGGCACAUUGAGUGUAUAGUGCAAAGUAUCAAAUUGGAAUAUACAGUGUCAGCAACUUCCAACCACUAUCAGCGAA
Molecule: messenger RNA, 1177 nt
Organism: Xylaria bambusicola
Lineage: Eukaryota; Fungi; Ascomycota; Sordariomycetes; Xylariales; Xylariaceae
Product: receptor-like protein kinase
Exons: 1
Coding region: 683-1120 (145 amino acids)
Biological process (GO): L-histidine biosynthetic process
Molecular function (GO): imidazoleglycerol-phosphate dehydratase activity
Source: RefSeq, a predicted model, not a curated record